Molecule: messenger RNA, 2911 nt
Organism: Amaranthus tricolor (Joseph's coat)
Lineage: Eukaryota; Viridiplantae; Streptophyta; Magnoliopsida; Caryophyllales; Amaranthaceae
Exons: 21
Coding region: 359-2458 (699 amino acids)
Biological process (GO): CTP biosynthetic process; pyrimidine nucleobase biosynthetic process
Molecular function (GO): identical protein binding; CTP synthase activity
Source: RefSeq, a predicted model, not a curated record
AGAAAAUAUUAUAUUUUAGACUAGGGACUAGGGUUUAUGAGUUAAAAAAAAAAAAACUCAAAUAAGAAGGCAGUGGGUAACUGGGUAUUAUAAAAACGGGUUGGGCCGUCAUAACCAGAACUCGAGCAAUAUGAAAUCUUCUCAAAUUUUCUCUCUCUAAACAAAACAUAAUCUCCUUUCCUUUUCUCUCUCUGCUCUACCAAAUCUUAUUCAUACUCUUUGCACAACAUUUAUUUCUUACAAUCAAUUGGAAUUAACGUACAUUAAUAUUUAUAUUACCAAGAAAAAACAGGGGAAGGUGAAAAUUACAAUAAAAAAAGCUUAGAUUUUGGUGUAAUAAUCAAAACUUUUGGGAAAAAUGAAGUAUGUUUUGGUAACUGGUGGUGUUGUAAGUGGCUUGGGAAAAGGUGUUACUGCUAGUAGUAUCGGUGUACUUCUUAAAACUUGCGGUCUUCGUGUAACUUCCAUUAAAAUAGAUCCUUACUUGAAUACAGAUGCUGGAACUAUGUCACCCUUUGAGCAUGGUGAAGUGUUUGUUUUGGAUGAUGGGGGGGAGGUGGACCUAGAUCUUGGUAACUAUGAGAGGUUCUUAGACAUCAAGCUGACGCGCGAUAAUAAUAUUACAACUGGGAAAAUAUACCAGACUGUAAUUGAUAAAGAGAGAAGGGGAGAUUAUUUGGGCAAAACUGUUCAGGUUGUCCCGCAUAUAACCGAUGAAAUCCAAGCUUGGAUAGAACGUGUUGCACAUACACCAGUGGAUGGACUAGAGGGCCCUCCUGAUGUUUGUGUGAUCGAAUUGGGUGGAACUAUAGGGGAUAUUGAGUCUAUGCCAUUUAUCGAGGCGCUUGGACAAUUCUCAUAUCGCGUCGGUUCUGGGAACUUUUGCCUCAUCCAUGUUAGUCUGGUACCAGUUCUUAAUGUUGUUGGGGAACAGAAGACAAAACCAACACAACACAGUGUCCGGGGGCUACGAGGCCUUGGUUUAACACCAGAUAUUUUGGCUUGCCGCAGCACAAUGCCUCUUGACGAUAAUGUGAAGGCCAAACUGUCACAAUUUUGCCAUGUUCCGAAUGAGAAUAUUAUAACUUUAUUUGACGUCCCCAACAUUUGGCACAUUCCACUGCUUCUUAGAGAUCAGAAAGCUCAUGAAGCUAUAUUAAAAGUUCUCAAUCUUUACGGGGUUGCAAAGGAGCCUGUACUAGAUGAAUGGACUCGAAGAGCUGGACUCUGUAGCAUGUUGCAUGUUCCUGUGAGGAUUGCUAUGGUCGGAAAGUACACAGGACUUUCAGAUUCUUAUCUCUCUGUGUUGAAGGCUCUCUUGCACGCUUCGGUUGCAUGUCAUCGUAAAUUGAUUCUAGACUGGGUUCCAGCUAGUGAUCUUGAAGAUUCAACCAAGGAAGAGAAUCUCGAAAGCUACAAAUCUGCAUGGAAUUUGCUUAAGGGUGCAGAUGGGAUUCUAGUUCCUGGAGGAUUUGGCGACCGAGGUGUGGAAGGGAAAAUUCUUGCAGCAAAGUAUGCCCGAGAAAAUAAAAUUCCAUAUCUCGGCAUUUGUUUGGGAAUGCAGAUUGCUGUUAUCGAGUUUGCUCGUUCAGUUCUUGGAAUACAAGAUGCAAACAGCACAGAAUUUGAUACAGAAACCCAAAAAACUAAGAAUCCUUUUGUUAUAUUCAUGCCAGAGGGAUCAAAAACUCAUAUGGGAGGCACUAUGCGGCUUGGUUCAAGGAGGACUUUCUUCCAAGUGAAGGACUGCAAGAGUGCAAAGCUAUACGGCAAUGCAAGCUUUGUUGAUGAAAGACAUCGGCAUAGAUAUGAGGUGAACCCUGAUAAGAUUGCGCUGCUGGAGAGUUUUGGCAUGUCAUUCACCGGAAAAGAUGAAACUGGCCAGCGAAUGGAGAUUAUUGAGCUACCUGAUCAUCCUUUCUAUGUUGGAGCUCAAUUCCAUCCUGAAUUCAAGUCAAGACCAGUAAAACCUUCCCCUCUAUUUGUAGGUCUAAUAGCUGCAGCAACUGGACAGUUGAAUGUUUUUCUUGAAAACCCGAACCUUGUACAUAUUAUGUUGCAAAGAGAAACUCCUAAGUGCAGUCCCCAGCCAACAAUACCUGCGCAGCAUAAACCCAAGGACCUCGCCAAUGGUCACAGUUAUGGUAAUGGCUCUGUCAACGGAGUACACAAAAACCAUGGCAAUGGUUCGGUGAGCAGCACACACAAGGAGCAUGCUAAUGGUGUAUUGAAAAAUGGCAUUCAUCCAGUUUAUGCUAAUGGGAUGACAAAGGGAAGCUGUCGAAAGCUUGUUAAUGGGUCUAUAAACGGCGUUCAUCCAGAGCAUGCGAAUGGUUUAGCGAAUGGUACAUUUCCAGAAUACCAUGACAAUGGAUUGUUGAAUGGAGUAGUUCGUAAGGAUCAUAUAAAUGGUUCUCUGAAUGGCAUCUGCGGCAAUGGUAAUGGUCUUCUCUACUGAAGAAAGAAGAGGGCCGAGCUCCUUUGAAGUUAGUGGCCAUGCUUGAUCAGCAGAAUUUUGAAAUUAGCUCGUUUUGCUAGUAAUUUUUUCUGUUUGGAUGUACAGUUGAUUAGAGUAAGCUCAGGUAUUGUAGCUCUCGGGAUUCUGCGUACCAACAGUGCUAGAUUUCGGUCUUUUUUUCGGGGUCGGCCUGUUAUAUUGGAAGGUUUGCAGUGUAACUAAGAGAGAGGGAUUGAGGUUUUUCUUCGUUUCUUCCUUUUUUUCGAGUCGAUUAUUACCCUCCUUUUAUAAACUGGUGUGUUUCCUGGGUAUCUUAAAAGAGUGAAUUGCCUGCCUUUUGCACUGUAAAACUUUCAGGAGGUUUGAUUUGAGACUGGCUAUCAUGAUCUCCUUUUUACUUGGUGUUUCCCCUUAAAAAUGUACUCCAUUCUGGAACUUCAUUUAUUUUGAAUA